AUGGCAUCAUAUGAGGUUGCAUAUCUUAUUGCCCAGAGAAAAAAGUCACACACAAUAGGGGAAGAGCUUAUCAAACCUGCUGCACUGGCAAUGUGUAGAGCUAUUCAUGGAGAAAAGAUGGCUCGCGAACUUGAAUCCAUACCCCUGUCAAACAAUACUGUUGGUAGGCGAAUUCAUGAGAUUGCAAGUGACAUACUGAUUCAGUUGAUGGAGAGAGUUAAGAAUAUAAAUUAUUCUUUACAAUUAGAUGAAUCAACCGAAAUUUCUAGUUCUUCUCAAUUAAUUGCAUUUAUAAGAUAUAGCUUCAAUGGAAAAUUGAAUGAAGAUAUGUUGUUUUGCCUUGCGCUAGAAAAAAAGUGUACAGGAGAUGAUAUUUUCAUGGCAUUAGAUAAAAAACUUCAUGAGCUUGGACUUUCUUGGGAUCGGUGUGUAGGUAUAUGCACUGAUGGAGCCGGGGAAAUGUUAAGUACAAAGAAAGGACUAAAAGCAAAGGUACAUAAUGUGGCUCCUCAUAUACGUUUUACUCACUGUAUUAUUCAUCGAGAAGCUCUCGCUUGCAAAGCCAUUGUUCCCGAACUUAAAACUUUUUGA
This is a messenger RNA of Macrobrachium nipponense, 591 nucleotides long. RefSeq names its product zinc finger BED domain-containing protein 5-like. The coding region runs from base 1 to 591 and encodes 196 amino acids. The transcript has a single exon. The record is from RefSeq and is a predicted model, not a curated record. Lineage: Eukaryota; Metazoa; Arthropoda; Malacostraca; Decapoda; Palaemonidae.